CAACUUUUAAACUUCAGAAGUUUUCGCUUUUUCAGAAUCUAAAUAUUGAACAAGUGAAAUUCAAAUUCUCAAAAAAUUUAAUUAUUAUAAAAGUUGCUGAUGCGCAUUACAUUUAUUCCAAUAACAGAGACCACAUAAAUUUUCCAAUUGGAAGGAUUGUAGAUACUGAUUGUCAGGAAUUUGAAUUCGUCGGCAAUAAUGAUGAAUUCAUGAUUACAUUAUCAAAUAAUAAAAUCAUUAAUAUUUAUUUUUGGAAAUCAAACCUAAAAGGUUCCAUUAGUUUCAAUAAAUUAGUAGAAUUUGAAGAUCUUGAUAAAAGUGUUCAUAUCGAAUUCAAGGAUCAAAGGGUUUUUGUAGUAUCACCUGAAAAGCUUCAUAUUUUUAAUCUAACAAAGCAUGAUUGGAGAAAUUCCAUAUUUAAAGAUCAUAUGAUUAAUUCUAAUGAUAACAAUGAUGAGAAUAUAUUAACGGAUAUAAAUGAAAAAUAUUCUUCAAUUAAAGAUAAAAUGGAAGUGGUUGAUGAGUAUGUAAAAGACAAAAUCCCUGAGAACAUUAAAAAGACUCUAAGUGAUGUUAUAUUAAAACUUUAUAAUGAUAAUCGCGAAUUAAAUUCUUUAGACAUUAAAUUUCUUGCUGAUCCAUCAGAAAAUAAAUCGAAAAAGCAAUUGAUUAAUUAUAUAUUAAAUACAAAAUAUUAUUUC
Molecule: messenger RNA, 701 nt
Organism: Funneliformis caledonium
Lineage: Eukaryota; Fungi; Glomeromycota; Glomeromycetes; Glomerales; Glomeraceae
Source: the annotation of a GenBank genome assembly